AUUUGCCGAAUCACAAAAAUUUCAUCUGACUCUACCCACCCCACCAAUUCUCAGCUUUCUUUAUUUACUUAUAUUUAAUAUCAACAAAUUUUCAUCACCUGUGUUUCCUUGAGACUGUGUAAUAAUCACUUGGAACUGAGUAUUUGUGAGUUUUGUUACAGUGUGAGAUUGAGAAGAACAGUGUGCUGGCUGGCUUCACGCGGAACGAGGGAGAGAGACCUCUAAUUUUUGGAAGCUGAAAUCUAUUUUGUCAUUUUCUGUGGAGUGUUGAGGAUUUUUUAAUUCUGGGUUUUUGUGUAUGUCGCGUAUAAUGCGGAGUGUUUUGAGGUUUUUUUACGGUUGGGUGCCGAUCGGGGAAGCGCGGGCGGUUUGAUGGAAUCGAGUUUGUUCACAUUAAGCGCCGCCGUUCCAUGGAGUUGAGGAUUCGUUGUAACCGAUGUGCCGAGGUUUCUUUACUCCAAAGAUUUGAACUGAAUUUUGCUGUCAUUUGUGUAAAGGUUUUAUUGGUUUUGCUGCUUUUGGAAGUUGCUUUGGCAACGGCGAAAGAGUUCGGAUUGCAAAGGCAAGGAAUUGGGUGGGACAAAGAAACUAUAGUAACGCAUUCUUGCAUUCACGAUCAGAUUAUUGAGCAAAGGAAAAGACCUGGUCGCAAGGUGUAUUCUUUCUCCCCUCAGACCUAUGUCGAGCCUGAUGAUUCCAAGUCCCUUCAACGAAGAGGAAGGGCAUUGCUUGGUGUGUCUGAAUUGUCAAAGCAGCAAAACAAUGCUAAGCAACCUAUUAGGAUUUAUCUGAAUUAUGAUGCCGUUGGUCAUUCAUCGGAUAGAGACUGCCGGAGUGUGGGGGACAUAGUUAAGCUAGGGGAACCAACCGGUGCUUCUUUCUCUGGUACUCCUUCUUGUAACCCACAUGGGGAUCCUCCAAUUUAUGGUGAUUGUUGGUACAAUUGUACACUGGAUGAUAUAGCUGGGGAGGACAAAAAGCAUCGCCUUCGAAAGGCUCUUGGGCAGACUGCCGAUUGGUUCAGAAGAGCCUUAUCUGUUGAGCCUGUGAGGGGGAAUUUGCGUUUGAGUGGAUAUUCUGCAUGUGGUCAAGAUGGAGGCGUGCAACUUCCUAGGGAAUAUGUGGAAGAGGGCGUUGCUGAUGCGGAUUUAGUUCUUUUGGUUACAACAAGACCGACAACAGGCAACACUCUGGCAUGGGCAGUGGCAUGUGAACGUGAUCAAUGGGGCCGUGCUAUUGCUGGCCAUGUAAAUGUUGCACCCCGCCACUUGACUGCUGAAGCAGAAACUCUGCUUUCUGCCACACUUAUUCAUGAGGUCAUGCAUGUCCUUGGGUUUGAUCCCCAUGCGUUUGCUCAUUUUCGGGAUGAGAGAAAAAGAAGGCGUAUUCGGGUUACUGAACAAGCCAUGGAUGAAAGACUUGGACGAACAGUAACAAGAGUGGUGCUUCCUCGAGUUAUCAUGCACUCACGCCAUCACUAUGGGUCGUUCUCCGAGAAUUUCACUGGUUUGGAGCUGGAAGAUGGCGGUGGGCGUGGCACAUCAGGGUCUCACUGGGAAAAAAGACUUUUGAUGAAUGAGAUUAUGACUGGAUCGGUUGAUACUAGAUCUGUAGUUUCUAAAAUGACACUUGCUUUACUCGAGGACAGUGGAUGGUACCGUGCUAAUUACAGUAUGGCAGACCAUCUUGAAUGGGGUCGCAACCAGGGAACUGAGUUUGUUACCUCUCCUUGCAACCAUUGGAAGGGUGCUUAUCAUUGCAACUCGACACAAUUUUCUGGAUGUACAUAUAACAGGGAGGCAGAAGGUUACUGUCCUAUAGUAAGUUACAGUGGCGAUCUUCCACAGUGGGCUCGCUAUUUUCGACAGGCUAACAAAGGUGGUCAGUCAUCAUUGGCUGAUUAUUGUACUUACUUUGUAGCUUACUCUGAUGGUUCAUGUACGGACACCAAUAGUGCUCGGCCGCCUGAUAGGAUGUUGGGCGAAGUGCGAGGAAGCAAUUCAAGGUGCAUGGCCUCUUCAUUAGUGCGUAGUGGGUUUGUAAGGGGUUCUACUACCCAAGGAAAUGGUUGCUAUCAGCACAGGUGUAUAAACAAAUCACUCGAGGUUGCUGUGGAUGGCAUUUGGAAAGUCUGUCCUGAGUCUGGCGGACCCAUCCAGUUUCCUGGCUUCAACGGUGAACUGAUCUGCCCUGCUUACCAUGAACUCUGCAAUGUGGAUCCAGUUCCUGUAUCUGGUCAAUGUCCUAAUUCAUGUUAUUUUAAUGGUGAUUGCAUCGAUGGAAGAUGUCACUGCUUUUUGGGGUUCGAGGGCCAUGAUUGCAGCCAGCUUUCUUGUCCUAACAACUGCAACGGUCACGGUGAGUGCCUUAAAGAUGGUGCUUGUGAUUGUGAAAAUGGUUUCACCGGUAUUGACUGCUCUACAGUUAUUUGCGAUGAGCAAUGUAGUCUUCAUGGUGGGGUCUGUGACAAUGGUGUCUGUGAGUUUCGUUGCUCCGACUAUGCGGGCUAUACAUGCCAGAACAGCUCCAUGCUUCUCCCGAGUCUCUCAGUGUGCAAAGACGUACUGGAGAAAGACAUCUCAGGGCAGCAUUGUGCGCCCAGUGAAUUAAGUAUCUUACAACAGCUAGAAGAAGUCGUGGUGAUGCCCAACUACCACAGGUUGUUUCCUGGAGGUCCUCGGAAGUUUCUAAAUUACAUCCGGGGCAAAGACUGCAACGGAGCCGCUAAGCGAUUAGCCUGCUGGAUAUCCAUUCAAAAGUGCGACAAAGAUGGAGACAACAGGCUACGAGUGUGCCACUCCGCAUGCCAGUCAUAUAACGUAGCAUGUGGGGCGUCGCUUGAUUGCUCAGACCAAACCUUAUUCAGCAACAACGAUGAGGGCGAAGGUCUGUGCACCGGCUGGGGCGAACUAAGUUCAUGGUUGUGACGGCCAACACCAAAAAACAAGUCGACGACACGUCUCAAGGAAUCAUGUAUAUUGUAGAAAGCUUUAGUGUUCAUUUUUCCUUGCACAGCUUGCCAUUUUUUGUGGGGUAGGCUUUGUAGGAAAAACUUGGCAGAAAUUGCAGGUUUACUAGUGCAAAAGUUCAUUUUCCCCAAGCCAAAAUUGUUUGGGAGUAGAUGAUUGUUGAGAUUAGGGUUCCAAACAGGAAAGCCCAAUCCCAAUGUAGAGAGAAUUAAGGAUGUAAGAAUAGUGGAAAAAGUGAAAACAAAGUAGGAUGACAGAAAGUAAUUAAUGUAAACGUGGCCUAAGGCCUUGAUGAAAUGUAAUGUACAGUUCCAACUUCUGGUCUUUGUUCCUUAAUAUGCUUAAUUGUAUAGGAGGAUUAAAGUGCAAUUUUCGAGUUUA
Molecule: messenger RNA, 3350 nt
Organism: Sesamum indicum (sesame)
Lineage: Eukaryota; Viridiplantae; Streptophyta; Magnoliopsida; Lamiales; Pedaliaceae
Biological process (GO): proteolysis; cell adhesion
Cellular component (GO): membrane; cytoplasm
Molecular function (GO): metalloendopeptidase activity
Source: RefSeq, a predicted model, not a curated record